AUGGAGAAAUAUCUACGCGAGUGGCGCCAGGAAGCCCUCAAUCGCUGCCAGUACGACACAGCCAUCUUUGUUGCAGACAAGCUGCUGGCCUUGACGGAUGACGACCAGGACGCAUUCUGGCUAGCCCAGGUGCACUUCACCACCGGCAACUACAACAGGACCCAGUCACUCCUCGCACGCGGAAACCUCGUUGAGCGCACGCCCCAAUGUCGAUACCUCGCUGCGCACUGCUCUCUGAAGCUGGGGAAAUUGGAAGACGCACUGCAGAUACUGGGCGACAAGAACCCAACCCACCUCAUUUCGGCGCCAGGGAAUACGCGCACCAAGCUGCGGCAUGUCGACGUCAACACACGGGCCGGCGCAAGACAGACCAAGAACGGCUCGCGCAACGAGCGCCUACCCACGAGCGAAGAGCGCGAUCGAGAAGAUGUUAACAACAUCAAGUCGGAAGCAGGCAUGUGCUAUCUUCGAGGUGUGUGCUAUGCAAAGCAGAACUCCUUCGACCGGGCCAAGGAAUGCUACAAGACGGCGGUUCAGAUCGACGUGCAAUGCUUCGAGGCCUUCGAUGCGCUUAUGUCCAACUCAUUGAUGGCACCAGAGGAGGAGUGGAAGUUCCUCGAAUCGCUCAACUUCGACACCAUCAACGUCGCCAACAACCCUUCCUUGUCACAGGAGGCCGCGUCCUUCACCAAGACCCUUUACACAACACGCCUAUCCAAGUACACCAGACCAGAAGAGUUUGCGAACGCGACAGAGACACUCACGACUCACUACCACCUUGGCGAGAACCCUGACAUAGUCCUCUCGAAAGCGGAUCUCAUGUUCACCCUAUGCCGCUUCCGCGAUACCCUUGCCCUUACGUCGGCCGUCCUAGCGAACGACAAGUACAACUUCAACAUCAUGCCCAUACAUAUAGCGUCUUUGCACGAGCUUGGCGAAAAGAACACUCUGUUCCUGCUUGCGCACGAACUAGCAGACACGAACCCCUCAGAACCAUGCGCAUGGUUCGCCGUUGGUACCUACUAUCUCGCAAUCGGUCGCAUAGCUGAGGCACGCCGCUACUUCUCCAAAUCCUCCAUGAUGGACCCACACUUUGGCCCUGCCUGGAUAGGCUUUGCGCAUACUUUUGCCGCAGAAGGGGAACACGAUCAAGCCAUCUCCGCCUACUCCACCGCGGCACGUCUCUUCCAAGGCUCGCAUCUCCCACAGCUAUUCCUCGGCAUGCAAAACCUACAACUGAACAAUCUGAGUUUGUCGCGAGAGUACUUGAAGACAUCAUACGAUCUGUGCGAGAACGAUCCUUGCCUUCUUAACGAGAUGGGCGUUGUCUACUUCCACGAAGGACAACUACUGGACGCUAUACAAUUCUUCCGCCGCGCGCUAGCCUUCUCAGAGCAGAACGAAGCAGACCCAGAUGCUUGGAUACCCACACGGAUAAAUCUCGCCCAUGCGCUUCGCAAGUGUGAACAGUACAGCGAAGCUCUCGAGACAUUCGACGAAGUGCUUCGGCACGGCAUAAAGGACCCGAGCGUCUUCACCGCAAAAGCCCUGGUUCUCCUAAACCUCAACAGAAGUUGGGACGCUAUCAUCACCUUGCACGAAGCCCUCGCCGUCUCGCCCCAGGACCCAAUGGCUACCGACCUCCUCAAUCGCGCGCUAGAGAUUAACGAGUCAGACAGCGGACUCCUUGAGUCUGGAGCAGCGGGAGGACCAGACAUGACAGGAGACGCAGAUGAAGACGAAGAGAUCGAGGAGCUCGAGCGAAGAAUGAAUGGCAAGCUACGCGAAAUCGAACAGAAUCGGGUUGCUGGCAGGAGAGGUCGCAGGAGGCGACACGCGCAAGGCGCGGCGGAGGAGGAUCUUAGUGCGUUUGGGGAGAGUAUGGUAGUCGAUUCAGACGACGGCUAG
Molecule: messenger RNA, 1908 nt
Organism: Alternaria ethzedia
Lineage: Eukaryota; Fungi; Ascomycota; Dothideomycetes; Pleosporales; Pleosporaceae
Exons: 2
Coding region: 1-1908 (635 amino acids)
Biological process (GO): cell division
Molecular function (GO): protein binding
Source: RefSeq, a predicted model, not a curated record